AUGGCCGGCCUCUUUCAGCGACUCAAAGUCGAGUUUAGCAGUCCAUUGCUUCAUUUUGCCACUGCGGAGUGCGAAUCCAUAGACUCUUUGGAGAAUUACCGAGGAAAUUGCGAGCCUUGCUUUCAUUUUUACGGCGGUGGAGAGCUCGUGGCUCUGAUUAGAGGAUGCAACGCGCCAGUUGUCGAGAGAAAGAUUCGGGAAAUGCAUCAGAUUGAAACAGCAGUAGCAGCAGGAGAAGCAGAACGAACCGUCAUUGUUGAUCCAGCUCUUGCCGUCGAUUCUGAAGACAAUGAAGGCUUGCUCUCAUCUGAAAAUGAAAAUUCUACUGUUCAGUCGAUGAAGAAAAUCGUCACUGUCGGCAUUUUGAAACCAGACGUCGUUAGUGACCAGAACAAGACCGGAAAGAUUCUGGACAUGAUCGAGCAAAAUGGAAUUGAAAUCGUCGCAGAUGAGGAGAAAAUUUUGAAUGCUGAUGAUGUUGCCUCUCUUUAUCCGCAAAAAGUAGAUACAGAAGUUUAUGACGAACUGGUAUCCUUCAUGACUUCCGGGCCUAUUCGCGUUCUUGGGCUGACUAAGGGAGAUACGGGCGAUGGAGUUGUUGAUCUCUGGCGAACCAUCAUCGGGCCUUUCGAACCAGAAGAGGCCAAGUCAACAAGUCCUGAAUCUAUCCGAGCUAUGUUUGGAUCAAGUGGUAUUUCCAAUGCCGUUCACGGUAGUUCCUCGACUGACGAAGCUGCUCGUGAACUUGCGUUUUUCUUCCCGACAUUCAACUACCCCAAGGCUGUGAUUCCUCAAUCUGUGCAAGAAAAAAUGGCAGACUUCCUUCCAGCUGAGGGCGAAGAAGUGUUCCCAGAGCCCAAAGCCGAAACAACAAUAACCAUUAUUCGUCCAGAAGCCGCGAAACUUCACCGGGAGGAAAUUUUGAAAGAGAUCAAAGAAGCUGGCUUUGAAAUUGCAAGACAAUCCGAAGUUACGUUGACAGAGGAGCAGGUCAAGAUGCUUUACGAUUCCAAAAAAGAUGAAGAGUACUUCGACGAGCUUGUUGCCCAGAUGACCGCUGGUCCUUGCCUAGUGCUUUGCUUGGCCAAGAUCGAUGCUAUCAAAAACUGGCGAGAGUACCUUGGUCCUGCCAAAGGAGCGGCAGAAGAAGCUCCGGAAAGUUUCCGCGCUCGAUUCCAAUCAUCCGAAAUUAAUCCGAUUCACGCAGCCGACUCUCAAGAAAGUGUCCAAGCAGAAAGGUCGAUAAUCUUUCCAGACGACGAGGAUGCCAUUGCACUGAUCAAGCCUGAUGCUUUUGACCAGGCCGAUGAUAUUGUGGAACAUUUGAAAAAGAGCGGGUUCGAAGUAAAACAGUCAAAAGAUGUGACUCUUUCAAAGGAAGUCGCGUCUAAAAUCUACAACGGAAAGGAAGGCGAAGAGUUCUUCGAUAAUCUCGUUAAUCACAUGACGGAAGGCACGUGCAAAGUCCUCGUUCUCGCGGAUCGUAAUUCUCUCGAAAAAUUGAGAGCUACUGUAGGACCUACUGAUCCGGAGGAAGCGAAAAAAGUUGCUGAGGAAUCUAUCCGGGCGAAUUUUGCUAAGUCGAUCCUCGAAAACGCGAUUCACACACCCUCCUCGACCGAAAAUCUCGACAUGUACUACGAACUCUUACUGAGCUAA
Oikopleura dioica is the source of this 1659-nucleotide messenger RNA. NCBI's taxonomy places the organism in Eukaryota, Metazoa, Chordata, Appendicularia, Copelata, Oikopleuridae. The record is from the annotation of a GenBank genome assembly.